AUGAGAGUGUGUUCUCUGCAUUUUCACUCGGGUAAACCAUCAUAUGAGAUGUUGGAGAAUCACCCUGACUGGACACCAUCCUUGCGGCUGCUCACAGAGUUCAUUAAAGUGGGCAAUCUUCAGGCCCUGCGCACCUUCCGGGUUUUACGCGCUCUCAAAACCAUCUCAGUGAUCCCAGUAACAGUGCGAGCAAUCCGAGGCGAGGAAGGGGAGGGAAUGAGCCAUCAGGGAAUGCUAACGUUUAGCACUGACAACUAUGCUAUGCUAAUGUCAAUGGCUCUCAAGCUGAUAUAUGUCACAGAGUUCGUGGACCUGGGAAAUGUCUCCGCUCUGAGGACGUUCAGAGUACUGCGCGCUCUCAAAACCAUCUCGGUCAUCCCAGGUCUGAAGACCAUCGUGGGCGCUCUGAUUCAGUCGGUGAAGAAACUCGCCGACGUCAUGAUCCUCACCGUGUUCUGCCUCAGUGUGUUCGCUCUGAUUGGACUGCAGCUGUUCAUGGGCAACCUACGACAAAAGUGUGUGCGCUCCACCACUCUCUGCUUCCACGCAAACGUAACAUCGGUUGGGUUACCCCACAACCUGCACCCCUCGGACCUCAUCCUCCCCCCGGGUUUCGAUCCCCGCUUGCUGCCGUCCACAGAAGGGCUCCCUCCACUGGACGACUUCAGUAACGACACCACGGUCUUCUACUGCAACAACAAGACCUGGGCCUCAGUGGAGAACUUCAUCAACUCUGAGGAAAAUUUCUACAAAGUGGAGGGGGCCAAAGACGCUUUAAUCUGUGGGAACAGCAGCGACGCGGGGAGAUGUCCGGAUGGAUUUGUGUGUCUGAAAGCCGGGAGAAACCCAAACUACGGCUACACAAGCUUCGAUACGUUCGGGUGGGCGUUCCUGUCGCUGUUUCGCCUCAUGACACAAGACUACUGGGAAAACCUCUAUCAUCAAACGCUGCGCUCAGCCGGUAAAACCUACAUGGUCUUCUUUGUGGUGGUCAUCUUCCUGGGCUCGUUCUACCUGGUAAACCUGAUCCUUGCGGUCGUUGCCAUGGCGUACGAGGAGCAGAAUCAAGCCACCAUCUUGGAAGCCAAUCAGAAGGAGCGCGAGUUUCAAGAGGCGAUGGAGCGGCUCAAACAGGAGCAGGCCGCGGCCCAGAAAGCCCUGGACUCCGACUCGGUGAUGUCUCGUGACGUUUCACCUUUCGCUCCUCCGCUGACCCCUGACCCUACAGCGGAGGAGCGGAGGCGGAGCCAAGCGCUGGUGGGCGUGGCCAACCUGGAAGCCAACUUAUCAGAGGAGAGGCUGCUCACAGACUCAAAGCCGCUCCAUUCCCUCCUGUCGCGCUCGUUCUCCUCGCGCCGCUGUUCUAACGUCUCGUCCAUCUUUAACUUCGUGCUGAGAGGGCGGGGCUCUGAAGGCGAGCGGGGGCGGGAUUCCGAGUGCGACAUGGCAGAUGACGAAUUCAGCGUUCCUGGAGACGUCUUGGAAGUGGCGCCCUCGCGGUUCACUUCCACCGGCGUCUACAGCCCGAGUGCGUACACCGGCGGCCAGUACCACGCACCAGUGUGGAGGCGCACCAGUACCUUCAGCACGCAAAGCCGCAACUCUCAGGUUUUCUACCCCACUCUGAAUGUGAAUGGCCGCCUGCUGCUGGGGGUGGAAAACGGCCUGUGCUCCCCCCCUCUGCCUGGGCUAGUCCCGGGUCUGGUCUCUGGAGGGGGGCCUGGGGGAGUCCCAUCAUGUGCCAUGGAGAAACUUAAUGAGGAGAGUGUUCCCACGUCGUCCACCGAGCUCAGCACAGUGCUGCUGCCUCGGCCCUCAUCCAAUCAUAGCUCAGAGAGGAGGGGGCGGAGCCUGAGUGCCAACAGCUGCCUCACGGACGCCAUGGAUGAGCUAGAGGAGACACACGGCCACCGCUGCCCCCCCUGCUGGUACGUCCUGGCAGAGCGUGUCCUGGUUUGGGAUUGCACCCCCCGCUGGCUGCGGCUCAAAGCGUCAGUGAACGUGAUGGUGAUGGACCCGUUCCUGGACCUGGGGAUUACGGUUUGCAUCGUCCUCAAUACGCUCUUCAUGGCCAUGGAGCACUACCCCAUGACUGACGAGUUCAACAGCAUGCUGACCAUCGGGAACCUGGUCUUCUCUGGGAUCUUCACGAUGGAGAUGGUCCUGAAGAUCAUUGCAUUGGAUCCGUACUUCUACUUUCAAACCGGAUGGAACAUCUUCGACAGCAUCAUUGUCUGUCUGAGCCUCAUGGAGCUGGGACUGUCGGACGUGGAGGGACUGAGUGUGCUCCGGUCCUUCAGGCUGUUGCGUGUAUUCAAACUAGCGCGCUCUUGGCCCACUCUUAACACUCUCAUUAAGAUCAUUGGAAACUCCAUGGGCGCCCUGGGAAACCUGACCCUGGUCCUUGCCAUCAUCGUCUUCAUCUUUGCUGUGGUUGGGAUGCAGCUGUUUGGGAAAAAUUACCAGGACUGCGUGUGUAAGAUCUCCAAGGACUGCCUGUUGCCGCGCUGGCACAUGAAGGACUUCUUCCACUCGUUCCUCAUUGUGUUUCGUGUUCUCUGUGGAGAGUGGAUCGAGACCAUGUGGGACUGUAUGGAAGUGGCAGGACAACCACUCUGCAUCCUGGUGUUCAUGCUGGUCAUGGUGAUCGGCAACCUGGUGGUCCUGAACUUGUUCCUGGCCCUACUGCUCUCCUCCUUCAGUUCUGAUAACCUUUCAGCUCCCGACGACGACGGAGAAAUGAACAAUCUGCAGAUCGCCCUCAAACGGAUUUGCAUCGGGGUCUGCUGGUGCAAGGACCAGAUACUGCUGUUCUUUAACCGGGGUCUGAAGAGGAGGAGAGAAAAACUCAGAAAGGCUCAGAUCCAAACUCUGAAACUGAAACGACUGAGCAGCGUGCAUCAGGAGAACGGAGCCAUUGGUCGACAAGUGGAGAAGUAUGUGUCUUCAGACGACAGCUACAUGACCAACGCCUCUCUGACCCUGAGUGUGCCCAUCGCCCCCGGAGAGUCUGACCUGGAGUUCAACGAGGAAGAGGAGGAGGAGGAGGAGGGGAGUGACGAGGAGCGCGAGUACGACACGAAGGAUGACAUCAGCCUGUCAGAGGGCAGCACUGUGGACCUGAGGAAACCAGGAGAAGAAGAGGAGGACUUCUCUGAGCUGGAGCAGGAGGCCAUGGACCCUGAGAACUGCUUCCCCGAAGUGUGUGUGCGCCGCUGCGCCUGCUGUGACAUCGACACCUCUUCUGGUUCGGGUCAGAUCUGGUUCAGAGUCAGAAAAACUUGUUACCAGAUCGUGGAGCACAGCUGGUUCGAGACUUUCAUCAUCUUCAUGAUCCUGUUGAGCUCCGGGGCCCUGGCCUUUGAAGACAUCUACAUAGAGAAGCGGCGGGUGGUGAAGACUGUCCUGGAGUACGCAGACAAGAUCUUCACGUAUGUCUUCAUCUUGGAGAUGAUCCUCAAGUGGCUCGCCUACGGAUUCAAGAAGUACUUCACCAACUACUGGUGCUGGCUGGACUUCCUCAUUGUGGACGUCUCGCUGGUGUCCCUUGUGGCCAAUGCUUUGGGAUAUUCUGAUUUUGCUGCAAUUAAAUCCCUGCGCACUCUGCGUGCGCUCCGGCCACUCAGAGCGCUGUCGCGCUUUGAGGGCAUGAGGGUGGUGGUGAACGCUCUCAUCGGCGCCAUCCCCUCCAUCAUGAACGUCCUCCUCGUGUGCCUCAUCUUCUGGCUCAUCUUCAGCAUCAUGGGCGUCAACCUGUUUGCCGGGAAAUAUGGCCGCUGUGUGAACCGCACGGGCUUCAUCCACGACGCAGCACGCAUCAACAACAAGAGCGACUGCCUGGCUCUCAACUCCACCAACUACUACUGGACCAAAGUCAAGGUCAACUUCGACAAUGUGGGAGCAGGAUACUUGGCCCUGCUACAAGUGGCCACGUUCAAAGGAUGGAUGGAGAUCAUGUACGCAGCAGUGGACUCCAGAUCUGUGGAGGAGCAGCCCAUAAAGGAGAUAAACCUGUACAUGUAUUUGUACUUUGUGGUCUUCAUCAUCUUCGGCUCCUUCUUCACUUUGAACCUCUUCAUAGGCGUCAUCAUAGACAACUUCAACCAGCAGAAACGAAAGAUGAGUCUCAAAACACUCAUUGCUGAACCUGCCCUCUCUCAAAACACUCCCAAGCCUCAUUUCCACUGA
This is a messenger RNA of Knipowitschia caucasica, 4188 nucleotides long. Lineage: Eukaryota; Metazoa; Chordata; Actinopteri; Gobiiformes; Gobiidae. The record is from the annotation of a GenBank genome assembly.